Messenger RNA from Candidozyma auris, 1365 nucleotides. RefSeq lists its product as uncharacterized. NCBI's taxonomy places the organism in Eukaryota, Fungi, Ascomycota, Pichiomycetes, Serinales, Metschnikowiaceae. The record is from RefSeq and is a predicted model, not a curated record. Gene Ontology annotation, molecular function: S-adenosylmethionine-dependent methyltransferase activity. The transcript has a single exon. Bases 1 to 1365 code for a protein of 454 amino acids.
AUGGACUCCUUGUCGGACACCCAGCUUGUUCUUGCAGCCGCUGCGUCGUUUGCGGGAAUCUACGGUCUCCUCUCGUUUGUUUUGCCCCACUCCCAAAUCCCACUUUUGCUGGCUGUGUUCGUAGGGUCCAACAUGAUCUCCAGAACAAGCGUUUUCCAACGAGCAAUACGACUGGCAGUAGAGCAUCUGCAACGGCGAAGAGUGGCUCUUUUCAGUGGAGGUGAUAGAAAUGCUCCUGAGGAGCAUCGGAGGUUUGAAGCACUAGCCGGAACGGCGAAAAUCGAGUUGCUUUCUGCCAUCAAAUCUUUGGACGCUUACCUGAAGCAUUGCAAGAACUACAACGCUAGAAGACGCAAGUUGUUCAAGUUGCUUUCGUGGAGGCAGCAGAAGCUAUGCGAGGAGGCAGGUUACUUGCAGAAGUUGAAGCAGAUCGAUCUUCAUAUCGAUAAGAACCAGAGUGUGUUGCACGAUAUCAUCUACUCUGCUAAGCAGGAGUAUGGGCUUAUAUAUCGGGACUUCGGCUUGUUGGAUGGCGAAAAGAACUUGCCCAAUACCUCAAGCACAAAUUAUAGAGUGAUAGAGGCAUUGACCCAUUUUGUGAGAGACUGGACUAGCGACGGUGCAGAAGAGUGUGGCCCACUCUUGAAGUUUGUCAAAGAACAGCUCCUGAAGGUGAUCCCAGAAAACGAGGCUGCCGACACCUGCAUUGUUGUUCCUGGCUCGGGCCUUGGCCGUGUUGCCCACGAGAUUGCAAUUUAUAGGGACUAUGGUGCUGUUUAUGCCGUUGAAUUCAGCGGACUUAUGCAUGCGUGCAACAAGUUUGUCUAUCAACAAAAGAAGGAUCACACCAGCAUUUUUCCAUAUAUUCAUUCGUGCCUGAACUUUGUCACCACAAGGGCUCAGUUCCGUGAAAGAAGUUUACCUUCUCCUACACAACCGAGCAACUUGCAUCUUUGUCUUGAUGAUUUCCGUUACUUUACUAUUCCUGACAAAGAACGUUACAAGAACGUUGUGGUUGUGUCUGUCUUCUUCGUGGACACUGCAGAGAACAUAAUAGAUUAUCUUGACGUAAUCAGUCAACUUACAACGCCGUCAAAACGGAAUCCAAUGAAAAAUGGCUACUGGAUUAAUGUGGGACCCUUGAAGUAUGGCACUGCGGCACAGGCCGAGCUCAAUGUGGAGGAGAUUCAAACUGUGAGAAAGAGAAUGGGCUGGAAAGAUCUUUGCACAGAGAACACAUUGGACAGUCGAGAAAAACCAGUGAUUGGGUACAUUACAGACAAGGAGAGUAUGUGGCAGGGAUUCUACGGGUUGUCCAAAUGGACAAGUGCUCAAAAUGGCAACGAACGCAAGCAUAAAAAUUGA